Molecule: messenger RNA, 890 nt
Organism: Cucurbita pepo subsp. pepo (vegetable marrow)
Lineage: Eukaryota; Viridiplantae; Streptophyta; Magnoliopsida; Cucurbitales; Cucurbitaceae
Gene: RPL24
Product: Translation protein SH3-like family protein
Biological process (GO): translation
Cellular component (GO): ribosome
Molecular function (GO): structural constituent of ribosome; RNA binding
Source: RefSeq, a predicted model, not a curated record
UACAUUGGGUAAUACGGCGCCGUUUAAAAGCGCAGCGGCAUCUUCUUCUAUCCCUGCAGUCUGCGAUUGCAUUAUCCAUUUGUAAAGCCCACCCAAUACUUCUCUCAGACGAGUCUGCGGCAGAAACAAUGGCAGCCAUGGUCUCGCUUCAGAGCUCCAUGACCGCUCUUUCGCUCUCUUCCAGUUCCUUUCUUGGCCACCGCCUUCAGCCGUCCACAAUUUUCGCUGCGCCCGUAACAUCGAAAGAGAAGCCAUGUCUCAUAGUAAUGAAGCUCAAAAGAUGGGAACGGAAGGAAUGUAAGCCAAACAGCCUUCCUGUAUUACACAAAAUGCAUGUCAAGGUUGGAGACACAGUGAAAGUUAUAGCUGGCCGUGAUAAGGGAAAAAUUGGAGAAAUCACACAAAUUUUCAAACAUAAUAGCAAGGUGACAGUGAAAGAAAUAAAUUUGAAGACAAAGCAUGUAAAGAGCAGAGAGGAGGAAGAACAAGGACAGAUUAUUAAGGUCGAAGCACCCAUCCACAGCUCCAAUGUGAUGCUUUACUCGAAAGAAAAGGAUGUAGCAAGCCGGGUCGGUCACAAGACCCUUGAAAAUGGAAAACGAGUACGAUAUCUCAUAAAAACUGGGGAAAUAAUUGACAGCACUGACAAUUGGAAGAAGCUCAAGGAGGAGAAGAGCAAAACUGAAGUGGCUACUACUGCUUAAGGGUCCUCUUUCAACUGCACGUAUCACUGAUGUAGUUAUGUAUCUCAAAGGGUAUUUCAGUAGCCCAUAUUCCUAUUUCAGCAAACAUUUUUGUUGCGGUCUGUUGUGUUCAUUGAUGCAUAGUUGAGAUAUUGAUUUGGUAGUUCAUUGUUUAUCUAUAAUUUAUAACAUAUUCCCUUGGUUGAA